This is a messenger RNA of Dermacentor silvarum, 575 nucleotides long. RefSeq lists its product as uncharacterized. Bases 45 to 575 code for a protein of 176 amino acids. The transcript is spliced from 2 exons. The record is from RefSeq and is a predicted model, not a curated record. NCBI's taxonomy places the organism in Eukaryota, Metazoa, Arthropoda, Arachnida, Ixodida, Ixodidae.
GUCCGGUGCGCCAAGCGUCAACCGAUUGGUCGACACCGGUGGAGAUGUGCGUGUUCGGCUCGGUCAUCGUCGUCAUUGGCGCGUUCCUGCUUCACACCUUGGGCGAGAAUAAAUACGACCUGUAUGCUGCCAUGGAGCCCCAGCCCGGGUACGGGCCAAAGGAGCACGAUGUGUACGCCCGCUACGUCGCCUUCCUGACCGAGCGAAAUGCCGGUCCGAGCGUCAGACAGCAGCUGGCUACGAAGCAGUCGCAUCCGGCACCGGAGAGUGCGAAGGCCGAUCACGCUGGCCUUCCGUCUUCUAAGCUACCUGUGCCUGCACCGGACACAGUCGAUGGAUGCACGUCAGCCGACGCACUCGGUGCACUGGAAAGAGCGGACACGGCAGCCGACGCCUCCGCGCUGCACACGACCACAGUGCCCAGUGUCCGCAGCACUGAGGAGGACACCCAUCGGGUCGGGAGCGCGGCGACGGACGCUGCGACGACCCACGCAGAAACGAACACAGCGGCGACGUUUAGCGAGGCGAAGCAGUCCAGCUCAGAUUCGAAGAAGAUGAGCAAAGUGUCCCAAUGA